CUACCUACCAUGGGAAAAAUCUAUUUGCGUUUUAAUUAAAAUUUUCACUAGAAUUUUAAAAAUAAUAUUAAAAGUACAUUAUUAAUACUAGAAGUAGUAACAAUAACAAAUAAGAGUAUAUAAAGCUUAGAACUUGCAGUUGGGUACUUCAAAGACAAAGCUUCACUAUGAAAAAUUUGUUAGUUCUGUGUCUGCUGUUGAUCAGCUGUUUAUUAUGUAGUGCCCAAUAUGGCGGCGGUGGAGGUCCUAUUGGUGGUGGUGGAGGCGGUUCAUAUGGUGGUGGCGGUGGUCCCAAUGGUGGAGGCGGUGGCGGUCCAUAUGGUGGAGGUGGUGGCGGAGGAGGAGGUGGUCCUUAUGGCCGUUAAUAUGUUUAAAGAUUGUUAAAAUGAAAUUGUUUUAAAUAAAAUGUUUAUAAAAAGAAAA
Messenger RNA from Lucilia sericata (common green bottle fly), 423 nucleotides. Its product is annotated as ctenidin-3-like. Lineage: Eukaryota; Metazoa; Arthropoda; Insecta; Diptera; Calliphoridae. The record is from RefSeq and is a predicted model, not a curated record. The coding region runs from base 168 to 365 and encodes 65 amino acids. The transcript is spliced from 2 exons.